Dictyostelium discoideum AX4 is the source of this 1149-nucleotide messenger RNA. RefSeq lists its product as hypothetical. NCBI's taxonomy places the organism in Eukaryota, Evosea, Eumycetozoa, Dictyosteliales, Dictyosteliaceae. The transcript is spliced from 2 exons. The record is from RefSeq and is a predicted model, not a curated record. The coding region runs from base 1 to 1149 and encodes 382 amino acids.
AUGGAUCAAAAUGAAGCAAACAUUAAUAAUGAAAAUAAUGAAAAUAAUGAAAAUGAAAAUUGUCAAAAUGAACCAAUAAAUAAUAAUCAAAAUAAUAAUAUAGAUAUUGAAAAAUCAAAAAAAAAAUUAAAUGAAACUGAAAUUGAAUUUUUAAUGUUGGGAAUUGAAAACUCAAUAAGUUUAAAGCUACUUGAAAAAUUUAAAAGUUUUAAUGACAAAAAUAAAACCAAUUUAAAUCAAAUAAGAUACACACCUCAAUAUAUGGAUAAAUUAUUUAUGGAAGAUUUUGAAAUUAAAGAAUGUCAAAACAAGAAAGAUUAUACUAUAAUGCUGGAUAUAGAAAAUUAUAUUGGAAAUGAAUUUAAAAAUAAUAAAUUAUUAUUAUUUGUAGUACCAAAUGAUUGGUUACUUAAUUUUCAUCAAACAAUUAGGGCAUUGUUUUCAUCUUUUAUUGGUAAUGGCUUUAAUUUAAUUAUUGAAAAUGAACAAAUAGAUGUUGUACCGUUUGGACUGACAAUGGAUAUUCCGGAAUUUAGAGCAUCGUGUAAACUUAAUGGACAUAGUUCAAAUGAAUAUUCAUGUCACACAUGUGACAAACCAAGAGAUGGUUUAUUUAUUUGCAAAUCAGGUACAUUAAGAAAACAAGAAGAUAUUACAAAUUUUCACUCCACCAAACCAAAUUAUGCUGAAUUAAAUGCUGAUAUAGAAUUAAAAAAAGUAUGGGAAAAAAAAGCAAAAGAUAUUGGUAUCAAAGGUGUGGACAGAGGGUGGGUCGAACCCUUAAAUUAUUUAAAAACUCAACCAGACAUUUUACAUAAUAUUUUAUUAGGUGUCGCACAAAGAUGUUUAAAUUACAUUUUUGAUAAAUAUAAAAAUAAAAUUGCAAAUUUUUUAAAUAAUUUAAAAAAUGCAAAAAUAAUAGAUAACAAACCAAAACCAUCAAUUUCACUAUUUUCAAAUAAAACAAGGAAAGGAAGAGAGAAUAGAUCAAUAUUAUAUUACCUUUUAAUAUCAAUUAAAAAUCAAAUAUCAAAUGAAGAUUUUUUAAUUAUGGAACAAUUAGUAACUAUAUGUUUUAAAUUAUAUAGUGACUCUUUUGAUGAAAAUGAUUUAAACAGCUUUAUAAUAAAUUUAAAAGGUCAUUUUUAA